This is a messenger RNA of Helianthus annuus (common sunflower), 1121 nucleotides long. Its product is annotated as psbP domain-containing protein 4, chloroplastic. The transcript is spliced from 5 exons. The record is from RefSeq and is a predicted model, not a curated record. NCBI's taxonomy places the organism in Eukaryota, Viridiplantae, Streptophyta, Magnoliopsida, Asterales, Asteraceae. Gene Ontology annotation, biological process: photosynthesis. Bases 402 to 923 code for a protein of 173 amino acids. Gene Ontology annotation, cellular component: photosystem II oxygen evolving complex; photosystem II; extrinsic component of membrane. Gene Ontology annotation, molecular function: calcium ion binding.
CAACACAAAACCAUAAAACAUUGUACCUUAAUCAACAAACAAAAGUACAAAACAACACAACUAAAACACACCCUCAAAUCUUCUCUCACAACAUUGCAUCCAACUCAAAUCAUCAGCCAUUAAAGAUCUUACAACCCAAAUGGGGACAAUUGGAUUUGCAAAUUUUGGGUUUUGUUUAAAACCCAACAAGCAAAAGGUUCAUGCAACACAUUCUGUUAUUGCUGCAACAAAGAUUGAUGCAGAUUCAGAAGAAAAUGUUAAGGUUUUGGGGAGAAGAACUGCACUUGUUUCUGGUGUUUCAUUGGUUUCUUCAGCAACUUUGUUUGGGUUUCCAAAAGAUGGAUUGGCUGUUGUUAAACAGGGACUUUUAGCCGGUCGGAUUCCGGGCUUGUCUGAACCUAAUGAACAAGACAGGUUGGAGGACUUAUAGGAGACCGGAUGAGAAAUCAGGAGGACAUGGAGUCGGGUGGAGUCCUAUUAUCCCGUAUAUCUUUCAAGUACCUGAUGGUUGGGAAGAGACACCGGUAUCAAUUGCUGAUCUCGGAGGAACAGAGAUCGAUCUAAGAUUUAGUAACACAAGCGAAGGCCGACUUUUUGUCAUCGUUGCACCCGUCUUAAGAUUUGCAGAUUAUCUAGAAGAUGAUGCGCGGAUAGAAAAAAUCGGGCCUCCAGAGAAAGUGAUUAACGCGUUUGGGCCAGAGGUGAUCGGAGAGAAUGUAGAGGGUAAAGUGGUCAAUAGCCAAGUUAAAGAAUAUUCUGGUAGAAAGUAUUAUCAGUUCGAGUUGGAGCCGCCACACUGUUUGAUCACAGCAACUGCUGCUGGAAACCGCCUUUACCUGUUUAGCGUACUUGCAAAUGGUUUGCAGUGGAAGAGACACAAUCAGGACUUGAAGAAAAUAGCCGAUUCUUUCAGGGUUGUAUAGACGCGAUUACAUACAGUUGAUAAUAUAGACGGUCUAUUUGUUAUAAAGCAAUGCGAUAUUGCAGACCGUUUAAAACUUUAUGUAUGCAUUUUGGAUUAUAAAGUUAAUGAAGAUGAUUUAGAAACAUUAGUGUCAAGAAAGUGACUAUGAUAAUCUUGAUGUUAAUGUUCUAGAUGACAAUGAUGUUUCUUGUUGAAA